Molecule: messenger RNA, 2450 nt
Organism: Trichogramma pretiosum
Lineage: Eukaryota; Metazoa; Arthropoda; Insecta; Hymenoptera; Trichogrammatidae
Exons: 2
Coding region: 359-2152 (597 amino acids)
Molecular function (GO): protein binding
Source: RefSeq, a predicted model, not a curated record
UUAUUUCACUUGGCAUUAGGUAUCUCCUCUGAUACACACUGAGUUUUGUUUUGCGUACCAAACAGCCAGCAAUAAGUAAAGCUACGUAUAUGUAAACAUCUGCGUUAUCAUCUUAAUCGACUCUAGGCAUCUCUCUGUUCUCUAUAAUUUUGCUCUCCAAACUCAAUUCACGUGAAAAGAACUAUUUUGUUGUGCGGGUCAAAGUCGAAUGUUAGUCUGUUUGUGCGUCCGUCAUUAUUAAACGCUACUGGACGGGAAAAAAAUUACUACGUGCUCUUCACAGUUCACGAAAAAUCGUUGUAACUCAAAAAAAGAAAUCGACUAGGAAUUCAGAAUUAAAAAUUGAUAUUCAGCUACAAUGUCAGGAAGAUAUUCUUCAACAUUACAGCGUGAGUGCGCCGAUCUCUACUCUAAAUUAGAGAAAAUGGUCAACGAUUUUCCGAGCUGUAAACAAAAACAUUCAGAAAUUUAUGAGAGUAAAAUGUGGACAAAACCAGUCGUUAUUGAGAACCUUUUAAGACUUGCUAUUAGAAACAGACAUUUUGGCAUCAUCGACAUCUGCGCGGAAAAUUCUAAGGUAAAACUUUAUCCAGACCCCGCAACUGGAAAAUUAAAAAUUAUUGAUUUUGCUAAAUUUGUGAAAUGCCCUGAUGAUUGUAUCGAUAUAAUCUAUGGGAUGUACGAGUACGACUUUGAAAAUUGUACCGAUCCAUGUGGAUUGUAUCGACUUUACGACGCAGCUUUCAAAUCGAGGGACAAUUUAAACAAAUUGAAGAAUCGUAAUGUCAAUGAGAUUCUUUCCGACGGAAAGUUUAACUGCACACCAUUGUGCGUAGCCGUUGGCAAUGCUCAGAAUGAAAUUGUUCAAUUAUUACUGCAAACUGGCGCGAAUCCUAAUAUUGGACAUGAAAAAGGUAUGCUUUUACCUUUGCGUCAUGCCUUUGAUAACAGGCAAAUCUAUAUAGCUGAAUUGCUAUUGAAAAAUGGCGCUAAUCCAAACUUAGUCUACAGCGAAGAUGAGACUACACUUUUGCACUGGAUUUGUGAUUGUUUGAACGAUAAGACGAAACGAUUUCUCAAACCGUUCGAUCCUAUGGAAUGGAUUCACCUUCUCCUUCGUUACAAGGCGGAUAUUAAUGCCAAAGAUGGUAAUGGUCACAGCCCCAUGUUCAGAUUAUUUAACCGAAUAAGGGUUUUCGAAAGUGAACUUUUUGAGUUAUCGAAAUUUUUUUUAAAAAACAAUCCUAACGUCUCGCAAGUUAAUGAAAAAGGAGAAAACGUCCUACAUUUAAUCGCCAGCUGGAUUUAUUGCUCUGAUGAAGAUCGUUCAAGCCAUCUUACAAUAGCUAAAAGCCUCUUGGACCUUGGAGCCGAUGUGAACGCCAAAGACUGCAAAGGAAAUACUCCAUUACAAGUGGCUGUGACUUGGGCCGUUUCCAAUCUAGUAAAACUAUUUCUGGAUAAUGGUGCCGAUGCGCAGAAUGUCAAGUAUGAAUGGAAACAUUUAGGUAGAACCAAGAGGAGUGACAACUUUUAUGAUUUCUUUUAUUAUGUGCAAAACGUUCUGGAUAUUAUCGAAUUGAUGAAGAAUAAAGUAGAAUAUAUGGAUAAUAGCUGUGAACUCGCGGCAAAAGAUUUAUUCACUACAAUUUGUUAUUACGUUCUCCAUUAUAAAUUCGAUUUUCUAUUUACAAUAGGUUCUGCAUCAGAACUCGAGAACGUUAUUCUGAGUUAUUGUAAUAAUCAUGGAUAUACUGAAGCAUAUGUACAUUAUAUGCUCGAUCUUUAUCUCCAAAUAGUACAAAUUGGAAAGUUAUACAUAGAUACCGACAAAUUAAAUGUAAUAUCUAAGAAAAUGAAGAGUUUGAAUAGUUCAAAAGAUUCCACAUGGCCAAUUCGUGCAGGAAUUGAGGAUGUUGCCGAAAAAAUUGAAUGGGCAAGAUCAUUAAUGAUAAAAGACAAUGUUUCGCUUCUCGAUCUUUGCAGACGCAAUAUAGAUGAUGUAUAUUCAGUUUUAAAAAAUUCAAAUUAUAGAAAGAAAACUAAUAGUGAACAUUUUCUGGAAGAGUUAAGAUACUCCCAUAUUUCAGGCUUUAUAUAUGGGCAUAUGACCAGAAGCUUAAUCAAUGCAUUUCUUAAACGCAUAACGUAGAGUUUUUAAACGUAUAAAUAUUACAUUUGAAUUUCUUAUUCUAUGAAAUUAAAAUAUUCAGGUGUACAAGGCUAUCAGAAACUACAUUUUAAUAUUAUCUUGGCAAAUAAGUUGUUAUUUUGUAAUACAAAAUUACAUGUUAUAAAAUAUGAUGAAACCGUUUUCCACCACAAAAUUGGAACAAACACUUUUUUUUAAAAGCGAACUAAAACUUGCCAAAGUUGAAAUAUCAAAUCAAAGAGAUUAAAAUCUUUUGUUGUAUUAUUGUACGUUUGAAAUUAAAACAUUUUUGAUACUA